Notodromas monacha is the source of this 1908-nucleotide messenger RNA. The record is from the annotation of a GenBank genome assembly. Lineage: Eukaryota; Metazoa; Arthropoda; Ostracoda; Podocopida; Cyprididae.
AUGACAGAGCGGAGAUUUCUCCGGUUCACCAGAGCUCUGUUGUCAGUGAGGAGCCCCUACUUCAAGUCCCUGUUCACCAAGAACUCUCACGGCGACUACGACGAGGUGGAGAUUCUCGACACGCCUGGAGACCUGGUGUCGCUCUUGAUUGAAUACAUCUAUUCCAAUUCCUGUCGCCUCACCAAGGAUAACAUCGAUCGCGUCUUGGCCGCCAGCGAGCGGUUCCAGAUCCCGGGCCUGCGUGAGUACUGCGCCCAGUACCUGAACUUCGGCCUGAAGCCGGAAAACGCCCUCGGGCUCCUCCGCUACGCCCGGUCCCGCAACCUGCCAGACCUGGCCUCCCUGGCCCACCGCUACGUCACGACGCAUUUCCACGAGAUCGUGCUCCGAAGCGACGAGUUUUACCGCAUGGACGCUCGUCGACUGGCCGAGUAUCUUCGCGACGAUUUCCUCAAUGCCCGGAGCGAGGAACUGGUUUUCGAGACUGUCAUCAAGUGGGUGGCUGUGGACUCUGAGAAGCGGAUCGAGUUCUUGCCCCAGUUGCUGCGCUCCGUUCGCUUCGGACUCGUUAGUUACAAGUUCCUCACUGAACAGGUGUUGCCGCAUCCGUUCAUCGCCAACAACGAGAAGACACAAAUUGCCUUGUAUGAACCUUCAGUCUUUCUUGCGGAAGCUGAAUCCAAACCAGCUUUUGAAAUUGACAUCAACGAUCCGCUCGCUCGUCCACGAAUUCCAAAUCAAAUCCUCUUUGCUCUCGGCGGAUGGUCUGCAGGGGCACCAACCAACUUCAUAGAAACCUACGAUGCCCGUUCCGAUCGCUGGUUCCUGCACGUGAGUGAAGACGCCCCGCCCAGUUCCUACCACGGCCUCGUCGUGCUGGACAACAAAAUCUACAUGGUGGGCGGAUUCGACGGCAACACUCACUUCAGCAACACUCGGGUGUACGAUCCCACCACGCAAACCUGGGAGGAGAAGGCCUGCAUGUACUAUCCGCGCUGCUACGUCAGCGUGUGCGAAUUGGCCGGCAAAAUCUACGCCCUCGGGGGAUACGAUGGACGCACUCGCAUGCGAUCUGCCGAAAGGUAUUCCCCGGGCGACAACCAAUGGGAGCUGCUGGAGCCGAUGCAGCGCCAGCGCUCGGACGCCUCGGCCUGCUCCGCCCGCGGCAAAGUCUUCAUUUGCGGCGGGUUCAACGGGCAAGAGGUGCUCAACUCCGUCGAGGCCUACGACCCCGACGCCCGGACAUGGACCUACUUCCGGCCAAUGCUCAGCCCGCGAUCCGGCGUGAGCUUCGUGUGCUACCGCGGCAGUCUCUACGCACUCGGCGGCUUCAACGGCUUCGGCCGCAUGAACUCGAGCGAGUGCUACGACUUCGACACCGGCCACUGGCAGGAGAUACCGCCCAUGCACACGGCGCGUUCGAAUUUCGCAGCCACUGUCAUGGAGGACCUCGUUUACGUCGUCGGCGGAUUCAACGGCACCACGACCAUCAGCAAUGUGGAGUGCUAUGAUAAGACCACGGACAGAUGGUAUGACGUGGGGUGGAUGAACAUCAACAGAAGUGCAUUGGCAGCGUGUGUACUCACAGACCCACCCAACAAACGAGAGUACUCGUACCUGUCAAAGGCUCAAGUUCCUGAUUUGCCUGACCCCAGCAGCAGCAACAACAACACAAACACCACCAAGUGAACAAAAUCACUGGAAUUCUUUUGAAAUUCCUUCCAACUUUUUUUCAAUUCUGAAAAUUACCCCCCUCAAACAAAUGCAACUUGUGAGAAAUCCCAUUCUUUUGUUCUGGCAAUUUUGCUGCUCUCUUAAAUCCCGGCAAUAUUUUAUCCCCCAUCUGGAAUUCCUCCUGAAAUGAUUUUCUCUCGACAUCCGUCUUUGUCAAUGCCAAUACAGUACUUU